AUGGUUGCUGUGAACCGCUCUGAGGAAUGGGGUGUGAAAAAUGACCAUGGCUAUGAUUUCACUCUUCCAGCCAUGCGAACAAUAUUUUACGCAUUUGGCCCAAAUAUCGCCAAAACCACUUUGGGGCCAUUUCAGAACAUAGAAUUGUUUAAUCUGAUGGCAGGACUGCUAGGGCUGCAACACGACAUACCACCAAAUAAUGGUACACAAGGACGCUUAAACAAGGUGCUAAAAGACGUAACCGUCAAAGCACCUCAGAGGAGUGGACCAAUGAAGGCAUGCAGUGCUGAAAGGCUGGCGAAGAGUGGGGUUACGGUAUGGCCACGCCUUUCUCCUUCCCAAAGAGAACUGCUUCUCGAUGUCAAACUUACUCUCAGCAGACUGUUACAACUGCACCGGAUAAGUCGGAGAUACAAGACAUUUUCAACUUGUCUUUCCUCGAAAGACUUGGCGUGUGAAAAAGAAUGUGCGGAAGUCGUGUCAACCAGAUGUUGUCGUAUCACUCUUUUCUGGAAAUGUGGAAAUGUGCCACCUGUCAAACUGCUCCGCUGUGGAAAGGAGAAUCAAGGAGUGGCGUUGAUUGAGCGCAUCAGACCGGAAAAUCCGAACCCGAAAGAUGCACGACUGGUGUGGCGACCAAAUCAGCCUACUGGUGCUACUCCAGAUAUGAAGCAAGAGCGACUGAAACUGCAGCUACCAAAACAGACUAUUGCUACUCAAAUUAUUAGACAGGAACAACUGAAGUUACAGCCACCGAAGCAGAUUAGCGUUACUCAGAAUAUUCAUCAAGGACAACUCAAUAUGCACUUGCCAAAACUGUCCAUUGUCAGUUUGAGCUCAAAAGAUGAUGAAAGUCUAAAAGUUUAUCUUCAUUCCGAUUUUGUCAAAGGGCAUUAUAUGGAUUUAAAGAACUUAGUCUCAGAUUAUGCAAAGUUUUACGGCGAGCUACUGGUUAUGAGCGGACCAGUUUAUGAUUUCGAUAAUAAUGGAGUUGCUGAUCCAAAACAAUCGCGAAGCAACUCAGUGCCAAGUCACAUAUUCUUUGUAAUAUUCCGUUGCGAAAAAUCGGAAUGGCUUCGCGAUACAUUCCAGUGCAAGCAGCCGGAUGCGCUUCGAGCACUGUCAUUUGUUCUACCGAACGUGAAGCACGAUUACAAUUGCCUGGAGCCGAGCGUUUAUUUAACAACUAAUCUGGUUCGGCUGAGAGAUGUUGAAUUGCUAACGGGGAUAGAAUUCUUGCCGACUUUCCGGCAGUCAAAAUCGCAAGUAAAGGAAUUUUAUGAUGACGACUUCGCUCUGACGCUUAGAACGUGGAUGCCGGACAAACUAUGGGCACGCAACAAGGAUCAGACUAAACUGCUCGUUGGCAAUGGUUCUCGAGUUGUGUCGAAUCAUUUAUGA
Molecule: messenger RNA, 1401 nt
Organism: Gongylonema pulchrum
Lineage: Eukaryota; Metazoa; Nematoda; Chromadorea; Rhabditida; Gongylonematidae
Source: the annotation of a GenBank genome assembly